AACGUGUCAGGACGGGUUCUCCAGGAGACCAAUGGAAAACUCUCAUCACAUGAGAGAUUUAAAACGCCAGUUAGGACAAAGCAGCCGGCGUCCGAUGUUAACGGACAAGUUGGCCUGAUCAGGAGGGUUGAGGGACUGACUGCCUUGUGCCUCACAAAAGGAAACGACGUUGAUUUCCAUUGUUUUUUCUCUCCUCUCGGGUUUUGUAACAGUUGCUUUCUUAUGUCUUGGCGAGUUUAAGGGCAAAGGAAGGGUAAUCACUUUGGGGCUGAUAUAGUCUCUUUCAAAACACUUUGCAUGUACAUGCUUAUCCAAAGGACUCUCUGACUUUAAGAGACUUGAAGCUGGCCAGAUUCCUUCAUGACACUGCCAAAUUCUCAUAAGGAAGAAACAUUUUUGACAUUUUUCCGUUGGCAACUUAGUUGGCUUCUUUUUAACUGUGUUUUCAAUUACCCAAGGACAAGGAGCAUCCAUUUGUUCAGAGCAGCAGUAAUUUCCAUGUAUUGUUUUAUCUGUUUGUUUUGCAGUCCAGGUUUAAAAAGAAGACAAUUUCUCUAGUAUUAAGAAAGUGGGAAGGGGAUCUUUUCCUUUCUUUUCCACCACACUUGAUUUUUCUGUUACAGUGUGCCUUUAUAGAAUGCCUAUGUCACUAUCAGAUUCUGGAAUCUGAGACAUUUUUGUAUAAAACAACAAUAAAUGCAGUGUUCAAGUGAAAAUAUAAUAAUCUGAAUAGGCCAAGGAUGACUGGUUGGCCUAUAAUGUUUGCUCUUAUUGGAGUCCAACUAAGGGAAGCCAGCAUAAGUUGUACUGGAGCAGGAGAAGCUGGCUUAAAGUUCUGCUGCAUCCAGUUGCUGUUCAGGAGCCUCUGGGUUGGCUGAACGCCAGCUCAGCCAGGAGGAGCAUGCAGGGACCAGAAAGUAAAAGCCUGCUCUCCCAAAUACCUUUACCGGGGACCAGGUUUGGAGAUGGCUUGUAUGAUUCCUACAUGAGAAUAGAUCAGAUUAGAUAUUCAGAUCCUGCAAAUGAAGAAUGUGCUCCUUCUGGACUUCCUUCACUGGGGAGACCUAAUGUAAUUACUAACACCAUCGCCAUGAAGGAUCAUCCUUUGACAGGGAGCCAAGUCAAAGUUGAGCAGUUAUUUGAAGACUCUGGCAACAGAAGGAGUAGUACUCUCCAGUCUUCAGGAAUAAAUAGCUCUGAAAGGUCUUUUCCAACUCCAGCAAAAGAUAAAAGCAUUGAUAUCAUAAGUACCACCAAAAAUAGUGGCAGCUUGACAAAAGUGCAGAAAACCGGAAGUCAAUCUCCAGAACAAGCAUUGAAGCAAUACAAACAUCAGUUGUCGGCCUAUGAGCAGCAAGAAAUAUUGAACUUCUCUGAAAUUUAUUUUGUGGGUCCGAAUGCAAAGAAAAGACAAGGAGUCAUUGGUGGCUCAAACAAUGGUGGAUAUGAUGAUGAACAGGGCAGCUACAUUCACGUGCCUCAUGACCAUCUUGCCUACCGAUAUGAAGUACUUAAAAUAAUUGGGAAAGGCAGUUUUGGCCAAGUAGCUAAGGUUUAUGACCACAAACACCAUCAGCAUUUGGCCUUAAAGAUGGUACGUAAUGAAAAGAGGUUUCACCGGCAAGCCGCAGAAGAAAUACGGAUCUUGGAACAUCUCAAAAAGCAGGAUAAAACUGGUAGCAUGAAUGUUAUUCACAUGCUAGAGAGUUUUACCUUUAGGAAUCACAUAUGUAUGACUUUUGAACUCUUGAGCAUGAAUCUGUAUGAGCUGAUCAAAAGAAACAAGUUUCAAGGCUUCAGUGUUCAACUUGUACGAAAAUUUGCCCACUCUAUAUUGCAGUGUUUGGAGGCCCUUUAUAAAAACAAAAUAAUACAUUGUGACUUGAAACCUGAAAAUAUUCUUCUAAAGCAACAAGGGCGGAGUGGAAUCAAAGUGAUUGAUUUUGGAUCCAGCUGUUUUGAGCAUCAAAGGGUCUACACUUACAUACAGUCUCGGUUCUACCGAGCCCCAGAAGUCAUUCUGGGAAGCCGUUAUGGGAUGCCCAUAGACAUGUGGAGUUUUGGCUGUAUUCUUGUGGAACUGUUGACUGGUUACCCUCUCUUUCCUGGAGAGGAUGAAGGUGACCAGUUAGCUUGUAUGAUGGAGCUCCUUGGAAUGCCCCCACAGAAGCUGCUGGACCAAUCCAAGCGAGCCAAAAACUUCAUCAAUUCAAAAGGCCAUCCUCGCUAUUGCACUGUAACAACACAGGCAGAUGGGAAAAUGACUCUUAAUGGCAGCAGAUCACGCAGGGGUAAAAUGCGUGGUGCUCCAGGCAACAAAGACUGGGUCACAGCAUUAAAAGGCUGUGAUGACCCCGUGUUUAUAGAAUUCUUAAAAGAAUGUCUUAAUUGGGAUCCUUCCACACGGAUGACUCCUAGCCAAGCUUUAAAACAUCCUUGGAUUUGUAAACGAGCACCUAAGCCACCCAGCAUGGAUAAAACGUCAGGCAAACGGAUUGCUCAUUAUACAAGCUCUUUCCCAGGCAUAGGUUCCAGACUACCCCCAGUUGUUGGGGUAGCCAACAAAUUACGAGCUAAUCUAAUGUCUGACUCAAAUGCCAGUAUACCUCUAUGCACUGUGCUACCAAAAUUGGUCAGCUAAUAGAGAAUUACAUAUUCCCAGAGUACAUAUGCUGUGUUUUUAAUGAUCUCCUUGAAAUACAAAAGAUGACUAAAUGCAGAGGUCCGGAAAAAGUAAAGAAUUUUUAUUGAACACUAAAUCUUGUAUAAAAAAACCCUGAAUCAAAACAUAAGCAUUUUAAGGGCUAUGAUUGUUUUAUCAAGUUGUUUCAGCUGGAAUGUGGUGCUUGUUACAUCACUUUUGAUAAGUCUGCACAUUUGUUUUGUUCAAUGAAGUUACGCACUGUAACAGAUGGAUUUUAUAGCACUAUUGUAAUAAAACUCAAAAACCACUGCUCAUGCGGACAAUCUCACUUAGCAGAUGAUUUGCUGCAAACCACUUUGAAGAUAAACUAUGCAUUUUAUUAGUCACAAGUGAAUACAUCAUAAAAAAGCACAAGACUUUAAUAUCUAUCUUCUCUAUGGGUAAUUUCAAUGUAUUGAGUACCAGAUUAUGUUGAUUGGGAAGUCUUUUGUCCUUGCAGGAGCCCUCCUUCAAUUUGCUUGCAGUCUGUGGCAAUAAACACACACUUCUUAUGAGUGGGUGUUGAGCUGGGCCUAUGAAGAUUCUGGACUUUGGGCUAUAGGUAUAACACACUUGGUUCUCUUUCCUCAUCCAUCAUGCCAAAUUGACUGAAUCAAUCUUUACAAUUUAGCGUUAGUCUGUGGAGGUAGAAAUAUCUCCUGAAAGUUUACAUUUCCUUCUAGACUAAUAAUUACCAGAAGGGUGGCUGUGUUAGUGUCUUGCAGCAAAACCUCAAGAAUCUUAUGACAUCUUAAAGACUAAGCAAUUUAUUAUGGCAUAAUGUUUCAUGGAUUACAGUUUACUUCAUCUCAAAAAAUGCAUCUGAUGAAGUGGACACAAACGUUUAUGCCAUAAAAUCUUUAAGGGGCCACGAGACUCUUUAGUUCUUUUUUUCAGAGUAGGUUGCUUUUAAUUUUAGUGAAUUCCUUCAAGGACAAUCUGCAUUUUAAGCAAGUGAAGUCUCCGAGUCUCAACAUUAUAACCAGAGGUCAGGGCAAAGUUGCAAUGCCAAAAAUUAAUGUUAAAUGUGACAGUGGUUCACUACCCCUGAGUGAUUUACAUAAUCAGAAUUGGUGGUUCAGAAAUUUGGUAAAGUAAAAUGGUAUGAGAUAUUAACAGCAUCUGAUUACUGGAAAAUAAAUGUGGAAGAUGUGUAUUAUUGGUUAAGAUAUAUGCAAUUCUGCUUCUGGGUUUAUCCCUCCAAGCUUAUGUUAUUUGUAAGUCACACACCUGGUCUUUUGUCAGAUCUCACAACAAUUUUAAAUGUACUUGAGGCACAUUUUAUGGGCAGUCAAUUCAAGCUUAAUGGAUUACGCUAAACAAAAGAAGAGAAAAUUCCUAGUUAACCAGCCAAAGACGUUGUUAUGAACUUUGUCAGAUGUUGAUCAAUCAAUUAAGUCAACUGCUAUUUAAACUCUGGGUGGAAACCUGUAUUGCAUGAGCGGGCUUCCCCUCCUCCCCCCUACAGAUACCCAUACACCACCCAGAACCUUCUCUGUAGGGUUGGGGGACCCUCUGGGAGCGCAAGGAUCUGUAGAGGGAGGAGAGGGAAGUCUUUUUUACUCACCCACCAACAGUGUUGGAUUCAAUCCUGUUUUCUGCAUUUAAUCACAUCCAUUUGUUGUCCCAUUUGUGACACUAUUAAUAUUUAGUAGGAAAAGAGCCAAUCACUGAGAGACAAAUUUGUCCCAUCUUUUUAAACAAAUAUCACAUGCAGGGUACCAGAGCAAUAUUUUUCUGUUCUCCAAAUGCAUUACCUUACCUUAAAGUAAGAUUGGUUUUAUCUGUAGCUGUAAUGUGUAUUCCAAUUUGCAUUUGAAUUAAGUACGGUUUUUUAUACAUUCAUAGACUGGUGUAAACUUCAUAAACCCAUACCACAGUUGGCCCAUGUUCACUUAAAUUUUAGUGGGAUUUGCUUCUUUGGUAAUAGUCCUGAAGAAAAUGUGACAUCUUCAGACAUUUCUGCAUCUAGGUUUUAUGGUUGUCUCCAGCUAUUCAGUGUGUUCAAUACCUGUGAACCAUACUGCACCUAUACACAACCUGUACUGGAUACAAACCUGCCUUAUGUAUCAGGCAGCUGGGCUGUAAUAUGAUUCAGAUAGCUAUAUGAGAUUGUUGUUUGGUUUGGUUAAUUCUCAAACCUAAAAAUUUAACAGUAGUAAUGGUCACAGUCCUGAUAAAUUUAUUCUAAUUGUUGAAAUCCUCAAGAUGGCUGAUAGAUAAAAGACUGUUGUAGUAUCUGUCAAUCGUUCACAGCAGAGAUUGUGAGUGGAGAACAUAAUAAAGUGCAGAGGCUAUAAUAAUUUACUUGAAAUAAGAAAAAAGGAUAUCAAUAUUGCAGAUAAGGAAGCAACAGCCAGAGACAAAAACCAUUUUUCUACAGGACACUUCUCUUUGGCUUAUGGUUCAGUUACAUAUUCAUAGCUCACUAUCAUUAACUCCCAUUUUCUUUUGUUAUCCUUGCAUGAAGACUGGCAAACAAAUUUCUCUCAAAGAUAUCUAGAAGCUGUUUAGAUUUGGUAAAGUGGUAUCUGUCAAGGUAGUAUGAAAAGUUCCAGUGAUGCUAAUUCCUUUGUGUUUUUAUAUAAUUAAGUUACCAGGAGUGAAAUGCAGACCACUUUGGGAACUGGAACAAAUUCCCAAUGAAGCUCUUGCAUUAUCCUUUAGGCUUAAUAAUAGUAAAACAACAUCUUUUUAAAGAAUAACCUCUCUUUAGAAUAGCUAUUGUCUUCAAACAGUCUCUACAUUAAAGUGUGGGUCUUUUUAAAGAGACAUCCUCCGCCUGCAUUUUGACUGAAAUGGCACAUAGAUUAUCUCAGCAACAUCUCCACUAAUCCCAGGAGGACAAGCAAAAAGCUGAUUGUGCACCGAAAGCUUUGUGUUGAAAGAUUAGCUGCAAAGUUCACUUGCCUAGAAUUAAUAGUACUGUAGAUGCUAAAAGCUUAAAUAUGUCUUGAAUGAUUUGCUCUACUCAGGCAUAAAGUAUAUGCUUUACAUAAAAUAGUUGUGUGGUGUUUUGUUCCAAGAUAAGUUAACUUCUAGAGUUGCUUGGCUUCCGACCAUCUUCAUUAAUGAAGGACUUCAAGAACAAGUAACUGCUGCAUCAAGCAGGAGGAGGGACUUGAUGAGCCCAACUCAUGUUUUUAUGACUAAGAAUAUGUUGAGGAUUUUUAAUGAAGAUUAAUUUCUCCCUCCUAGCGUGUGUUAUACUGAAUAGGGCUGUAUGCCAGAAUUAAAACCACCACCACCACAUGGAUAGCCCUGAAUACCCUUUCAAAUGAGAUAACUCUGAUUUAUAAUCAACUUUUUAAUGUGUGGUCUGAUUUCUUUAAAUUUCAGAACUAGCCUGAGAGUAUUAAUAUUACUUCUCAGGAAAACAUUGGAAAGAUUUCUUCUAGCCACGUGAAGUAAUUACUGUCGGCAAGAACACCUAUUUAGGUUGGUACAUGAUUCCACUGAUGCUAGUCAUACUGUGUGCUCUUUCAACCUUCAUUAUAAAAUGAGAAGUAUCUUAAAUCCGUGGAAUAGUCAGAUGCUCAAAGAAGUCAUCGUCCAUCGUAUUUGGUUGUAAUUGUUUUUACUGCAAAGAGUCUAUUAUUUUAAUUAGAACUAUGUUAGAGGUUAAUUAGUAAACAUGCACUGCUAAAACAACAAUUUCAUGUUCCCUGUUCUUCUGUGCCUUAGUUUACUAUUCUGCAACCAUUUCCAUGCAAUACUAUUCAGGUUUCCAAUAUGUUCAAACCAUAAUUUAAAAUCUGGCUAGAAUACUUAC
Molecule: messenger RNA, 6455 nt
Organism: Rhineura floridana
Lineage: Eukaryota; Metazoa; Chordata; Lepidosauria; Squamata; Rhineuridae
Gene: DYRK3
Product: dual specificity tyrosine phosphorylation regulated kinase 3
Exons: 3
Coding region: 902-2641 (579 amino acids)
Biological process (GO): peptidyl-serine phosphorylation; positive regulation of cell cycle G2/M phase transition; cytoplasmic stress granule disassembly
Cellular component (GO): nucleus
Molecular function (GO): protein serine/threonine kinase activity; protein serine/threonine/tyrosine kinase activity; ATP binding
Source: RefSeq, a predicted model, not a curated record